This is a messenger RNA of Phytophthora nicotianae INRA-310, 414 nucleotides long. RefSeq lists its product as hypothetical. NCBI's taxonomy places the organism in Eukaryota, Oomycota, Peronosporomycetes, Peronosporales, Peronosporaceae. The transcript has 2 exons. The record is from RefSeq and is a predicted model, not a curated record. The coding region runs from base 77 to 337 and encodes 86 amino acids.
GCCCAUUUGACCACAAAAGCUGAGGACACAAAACGCCCCACACCCGCGGAAUUCAUAACCCCCACAGUCCUCCACCAUGUCUGUUGCUCGCCUGACCCACCUCGCCAAGGAGCUCACGGGCUUGGCCCCGUGGGGCGUUCCCGGAGCGAUCUUUGUCGGCUGGAUGGCCUGGCCCGCACUGUCGCCCGCUUUCAAGGAGGAGACGCUGGGCCUGGCUCCUGCUACGCUGCCGUCUGCCCCCGUGUCUGGCUCCAAGAAGGAUAUUUUCCGCUCUUCCGGCAAGUACAAGUACGUCAAGAGUGAGAUCGGCGAGGCUCCGACCCUCGACGAGGACUAAAAGUCGAUGCAAUCCACACAACUUGCUCGUAGUUAGCACUAUACACCUGAAAACAAAGAAAAAUUUGCACGACGAGA